Molecule: messenger RNA, 21545 nt
Organism: Monodelphis domestica (gray short-tailed opossum)
Lineage: Eukaryota; Metazoa; Chordata; Mammalia; Didelphimorphia; Didelphidae
Biological process (GO): regulation of transcription by RNA polymerase II
Cellular component (GO): nucleus
Molecular function (GO): DNA-binding transcription factor activity, RNA polymerase II-specific; RNA polymerase II transcription regulatory region sequence-specific DNA binding
Source: RefSeq, a predicted model, not a curated record
AGAGAGGGGAGGGAGGGAGAGGGAGGGAGAGAGAGACAGAGGGAGAGACAGAGACAGAGAGAGACAGAGGGAGAGAGAGAGACAUGAAGGGAGAGAAGGAGGGAGGGAGCGAAGGAGAGGAAGAAAGGGCAUGUGGGAUGCAGAAGGCAGGGAAAGGAGAGGACAGUCUGGUAUUCUAUCACUGUGAAGAUCAGUGGACAGAAGGAGGCCCACAGGGCUGGUGGAUGCUUGGACUGACCAGCAGCUCUGGGCAUGUGUGAGGGCACCAGGAGUUGGGGAAGGUGGAAGCUCUGAAAUGGGGCAGAAAUGUGGGCAGGGUGGCAGGGGAGACAGAGGGAAGGAGAACACACACUCCUUCUGUACAAGGUACUGAGUGCAGGGUCAGGAGUUAGGGAGAUCCGAGUUCAAAUGCAGGCUUGCUUCUGUGACCCUGGGCAAAUUACUUAACUCUAUUUGCCUCAGUUUCCCCUUUAGCUGGAGAAAGAAAUGGCCGGCUGUUCCAUUAUCUUUCCAAGAAAACCCUAAACAGGGUCAUGAAGAGUGAGAAGAGACAGAAAAACCACUGAACAAGAGAAAGCUCCACUUCCCAGGGCUAUGGAGGAAGCACCUACUACUGUGCCCGGCACAUAGAAGGGAAAGAGGUGGCUGGAAGGAAGUGAGAGGGACUUGGUGGGGAGAGGUCACGCUGCCACACUACCAGGGGAGGGAGAGGUCAUGGGACAGCCUGGUCCUACGUUAGGUCUUCAGGGGAGCCUGGAGGGGGUUCCGUAGAGGGAGGACAAAGCCUCAGUGAGCAAAGAACCUGGAGGAACUCUUAUCAUAGCUCAGCUUCAAUAUAUCAGGGUCAUCAAUAGAUUAGAAAGCUAAGUAACUUUCUACCUCUUUCCUACCUUUCCCUCUCGUUACUACUACUACUACUACUACUACUACUACUACUACUUCUACUUCUACUACUACUACUACUACUACUACUACUACUACUUCUACUUCUACUUCUACUUCUACUUCUACUUCUACUACUAUGAUUUAAUAAAAUUAUAAAGAUACUAGCAGUCUCAUAAUUUAAUUUUAAUUAUUACAGGGUUCUCCCUAUAGGAUAUGUGGCCUUGAGUGUUCUUAUCUAAUGAGACCAUAUUUAUUUAGACUUUUCUAAAAGUCUAAAUAAAUAUGUCUCUGUCUCUCUGUCUCUGUCUCUGUCUCUCUCCCCCCUCCCCAUCUCUCCCCUCUCUUGUUACCACCUGUUGUGGCACUUUUCCCAGCCCUUCCCAAUUACUGGUCGGCCAUAUUGGUACUGUUGCUCACAUGGACACCCUUGACCACUUUCUCUCCUUGGGUGGCUUUGUGUCCACCUGCCCCUUUUCAGCCUCCUCUGCUGGACCAUCUUCCCCUCCUGCCCCUUCAGUGGCUGGGACCUGGCAUCUCCUUCCUCCAUCUUUUCAGUCCCUAGGGGUAAAUCUCAGUCUGUCUUCAUACUGUCAAGGCUGAUGGUUCCACCUUUUGCUCUGCUCAGCUCCAUCCUGUGCCACUCCAUGGAGCACUGAUUCUGGAGGUGGAAGUUCUGGGUUCACAUCCUGGGACUCAGUUUCCUGAUGUGUAAAAUCAGGGGCUUCCACUAGACACCUCAGAGGACCCCUUUCCCUCUCAAUCUCAGAAUUUCUUCAUAAAAUCCACUCCUAACUUCAGACAGUCAUGUGGGCAGCUUUGGAAUGCUGGGCAGUGCCUCCGUCUCUUUUCUCUUAACCUCCAUGCACUGGGCAGGUCUUACCUUCUGUGUCCACCAUCGGUCUCCUUUCUGUCCCCUCCUUUCCCCACACACCCGACCCCUCACUCCUGUGCUUCAGGACCCUCGUGGGCCUCCUGUUCCCAAGACUUUACCACCUCUGAGGCACACAACCAGCCAAGGGCUUUAUGGCACUCUCCCACUCCAGAGAGUCCACUGAUUCCCUGCUCCCUCCAGGAAGCAAAAAUCAGCUCAAGUGUUAGCAGCUAAAGCCCAUCCCAGCUGGACUCAAACCUCCCUUCUUCCACCUUUUCCCUUCUUCCUCUCCAGAUACAGGAUGACCAGCCUUUGCACUUCAGCUCCUGCAGUCUCUGUGCAUUUGCCCUGGCUGUGCCCUGUGCCUGGCAUGCCCUCUCUGUCCUCCUGCCUCCAGGAUCCUUAGAGUCUUUCACCGCUCAGCAAAAGUGUUCCCUCCCUACUGUUGCCUUAAAUCUGUUUGGCACAGACCUUUGGCACAUCUUGUCUCCCUCCUGGCCCCUGAGCUCCUUCCUUGUCUUUUGUCUUUGCUCUCCCUGUGCCCAGCACGGGGUCUGGCGUGGAGUAGGUGACCAAGAAAUGCUUUUUGGUUCAUGGAUUAAUUGGUUGGUGGGUUUCAUAUGAGUUAGUCCAUAUUUGUGAUAUGGAAAUCAUAUUAAAAGUCAUAUAUAUUAAAUUAAGGUCGCCAAGGAAUUCAGCUAUGUAAUUCCUAAAUGAAAACUCAAGUCAGCAGUCAAUCUUUUAUGGAGUUUUUAAUUACAAACAGGAGGGAAAAAGGUAUUGGAGAGAGAGAGAGGGAAAAGGGAGAGAAGGUAAUAGGGCUUAAAUGCCCACUCUGCUUUAGGCUGGGCCAAAAGCCCAAGGCCUUGGAAUGUCCAAGGCAAAGAAAAGAGAUCAGUCCCUAUCACUCACAUGACCAAAAUGGAGAAACAGUCUCAAGGUUCCUUCCUCCAAGCACCAGGUUCCAACCACCACCUCUCUUCUUCACACAGGAAGAAAAGAACCAGAACCCCUGGGCUGUCCUCUACCUCACUUCCUGUGUCCCCCUGUGCCAAUGGUGGCUCUAGCUUAAACCAGGACCGCCCAGAGUUUCUCUCUCCAGACUCUUUUGCGGCAGAGAAGUGGCUGGCGGCAGCCUGCUGAGCGGCAUCUUGCUGAGCAGUUUGGCAUCUUGGAGUGGCAGCAGCUAUUGUCCGGUUUAGUGGCCUCAGCUUUAGUGCAAGGAGAAGGUGGUGCAGGAUUUCCCCCCCAAGGAAGGGAGUACAACGCAGGAGAGUAUCCCUGCUCUGCAACCUUUCAUCCAGCUCCAGGGCUGUAGUGAAGCCAGUCCUUCUCCCAGCUGGGCAGAAAGGACAUGAAUGAAGUCAGAGUAAUGAGAAAACAAAAAGGAUGGGCAAGCAUGGGAGAUGUGGUCCUGACCCGUCAGGAGAAGGAUAUAGCUCUUCCCCAAGUCAGCAACAUAGAGGAGAAAGAAGGAGGGACUUCUGGAGUCCUGGAUGCCAGGUUUCAGGAAUCUUUGACAUUCAAGGAUGUAGCUGUGGAGUUCACCUGGGAAGAGUGGAGACACCUGGAUCCUGCACAGAGGGCCCUGCACACGAAUGUGAUGUUGGAGAACUAUGAGAACCUGGUCUCCAUAGGGAUUCCCGUUUCCAAACUAGAUUUGUUCUUCCUGUUGAAGAGAGAAGAUGUACAGAAUGAAGAGGGAGAAGCUGGGACAGACACUUGUAUAGAAGGAAAGAUCAGACUUGAAAUGAAAGAGAUUUCUGCAGAGCUAAGCCUGUCUGGGGAAGAAACUCAGAGGCAAAGAUGCAUUGGUGAUGGUGCCUGUGAUUCCACUUGGAGAGAAAACUUGGAUGUACAUCAGAAAAUCCACACUGGAGGGAAACCUUACGAAUGUAAUCAGUGUGGAAAGGCUUUUAUACGGAGAUCCAGGCUUACUGUACAUCAGAGAAUCCACACUGGAGAGAAACCUUUUGAAUGUAAUCAAUGUGGAAAGACUUUCAGAGGUAGGGACGGUCUCAUACUACAUCAGAGAAUCCAUACUGGACAGAAACCUUUUGAUUGUAAUCAGUGUGGAAAGGCUUUUUCACAGAAGUCUACUCUUACUGUACAUCAGAGUAUCCACACUGGAGAGAAACCUUAUGAAUGUAAUCAGUGUGGAAAGGCUUUUACACAGAAGGCUCAUUUUACUGCACAUCAGAGAAUCCACACUGGAGAGAAACCUUUUAAAUGUAAUCAGUGUGGAAAGGCUUUCAGAGGUAGGGACGUUCUCAUACUACAUCAGAGAAUCCACACUGGACAGAAACCUUUUGAUUGUAAUCAGUGUGGAAAGGCUUUUAUACGGAGAGCCAGGCUUACUGUACAUCAGAGAAUCCACACUGGAGAGAAACCUCAUGAAUGUAAUCAGUGUGGAAAAGCAUUCAGAUGUAGAAAGAGGCUGGUUGCACAUCAGAGAAUCCACACUGGAGGGAAACCUUAUGAAUGUAAUCAGUGUGGAAAGGCUUUUAUACGGAGAUCCAAGCUUACUGUACAUCAAAGAAUCCACACUGGAGAGAAACCUUUUGAAUGUAAUCAGUGUGGAAAGACUUUUUCACGGAAGUCUCAUCUUAUUGCACAUCAGAGAAUCCACACUGGAGAGAAACCUUUUGAAUGUAAUCAAUGUGGAAAGGCUUUCAGAAGUAAGGACGGUCUCAUAAUACAUCAGAGAAUCCAUACUGGAGAGAAACCUUUUGAUUGUAAUCAGUGUGGAAAGGCUUUUUCACAGAAGUCUACUCUUACUGUACAUCAGAGUAUCCACACUGGAGAGAAACCUUAUGAAUGUAAUCAGUGUGGAAAGGCAUUCAGAUGUAGAAAUAAUAUGGUUAAACAUCAGAGAUUAUGCAAUGGAGAGAAACCUUUUAAAUGUAAUCAGUGUGGAAAGGCUUUCAGAGGUAGGGACGUUCUCAUACUACAUCAGAGAAUCCACACUGGACAGAAACCUUUUGAUUGUAAUCAGUGUGGAAAGGCUUUUUCACAGAAGUCUACUCUUAUUGUACAUCAGAGAAUCCACACUGGAGAGAAACCUCAUGAAUGUAAUCAGUGUGGAAAAGCAUUCAGAUGUAGAAAGAGGCUGGUUGCACAUCAGAGAAUCCACACUGGAGGGAAACCUUAUGAAUGUAAUCUGUGUGGAAAGGCUUUUAUACGGAGGAACAGGCUUAUUGUACAUCAGAGAAUGCACACUGGAGAGAAACAUUAUGAAUGUAAUCUCUGUGGAAAAGCUUUUACAGACAAAUCUGGUCUUACUGCACAUCAGAGAAUCCACACUGGAAAGAAACCUUAUGAGUGUAAUCAGUGUGGAAAGGCUUUUUCACAGAAGUCUCAUCUUAUUGCACAUCAGAGAAUCCACACUGGAGAGAAACCUUUUGAAUGUAAUCAGUGUGGAAAGGCUUUUUCACAGAAGUCUCAUCUUAUUGCACAUCAGAGAAUCCACACUGGAGAGAAACCUUUUGAAUGUAAUCAGUGUGGAAAAGCUUUUAUACAAAAGGCGAGUCUUACUGUACAUCAGAGAAUCCACACUGGAGAGAAACCUUUUGAAUGUAAUCAGUGUGGAAAGGCUUUUACCCAGAAGGCUCGUCUUACUGUACAUCAGAAAAUCCACACUAGAGAGAAAUCUUAUACUGGCUUAGUAAAGUCCUCAGUCAAAAGUCAACCCGUAUUUUCUCUCAACCAAUGGCAAGUCAGUAAACAAUAGUCCUUGGCAGCAGCUGUGUGGAUCCCAGCCAUACCUUUGGGAACUUUUGCUCUACUGAUGACCCUGGGGUCAGGCUGCUGAUUAAAGGAAGAUUGCAGGACCCUCCACUGGCCCUGGACGUGGGGCCUCAGCACAUUGAUCAGACAUGGUCCCAGGCUGUGCCUAAUGAUGGAGGAGCGCACAAAUAAGAGCAAUGGUUUUGUCUCACUUGGAAGUAAUCCAAGGCUAAGAUUCGCAUAAUUCAAGCUGAAUCCCUUUCCUUUUCCCGAUGGAAUCAUGAGUAUGAUUACUACUUCAAUUUAGGAAGAUGAGAAAUAGAGACUGCUUGGUGCCUCAUAGCAUGAGACUUCAGGGGCCUAGAAAGGAGCUUCCAGGAUCUUCAGUGUUAGGUCUAGUCAUUUAAAGGUGAUUAGGUACAAGAAAAAGUGUAACAUACUGAAGCCAGAGCGUGCAUUGACUACUAGGAAAGACAUCGGAAUGCAGAAUGGCGAUUGAGAUUGGGCCAGGUGUCAGCCCUGGCCUAGUCUGUUAGUCAGUAAACGUUAAUGAAGCACCUACUAUGUUCUAGCCUCUGAGGACACAAAGGGAAACAAAAGACAGUCCCUGUUGUCAGAGCUCAGAGUCUAGUAUACAAACAUAGUGAUAGUCAAGAAGAAGUAAAAGAUCAUGAACCUGACUGUUAAAUGAUCCAGGGAAAAGAAGGUGUUUUAUGAAUGGAAAUCCAUUUAGUUAAACAGGGAAAUAAGUGAAUAGAAAUAUGAGAACAAUUACAGUUUAAGAAGGGCAGAAUUGGGGAACAGAUAGUAAAAAUCAAAAUCAUAAGGAAAAAAGUAAUAUCUAGCAGUUAAAUAGCACCUACUGUGUGCAGUGCAUUUCAUCAAUAUUAGCUAUUUUGGUUCUCAUAAGAACCAUAAGGGUUAAGUGUAAUAAUUAUUCUCAUUUUACAAGUGAAGCAAAUGGAAUGAGCAGAGGACUUAUGACUUGCCUAGGGUCAUAGUACUAGCGAAUGUCUGGGAUUGGUAUGCUUCUAUCCAGUGUACCAAAAAAGUAAAAAUGCUCAUAUAUGAGUGAGGUUGAAAAUGAGAGAAGUUUACAAACUUUCUUGCUGAGGGAUGAACAUGCCUUUUUUUUGGUUUGUUUUAGCUCCUUAGCCAGUCAGCAAGAUGAAUGGCAAUUUACCGUUUAAAAUUCUUCUUACUUUAUCCAUUGUGCCACUUAUCUGCGCAAUUGGAAUCGGUUGAUACGAGCAGUAGCCAUUGUUUCAGUACCAUGAAUGUAGCUGAAGCAAACACUAUGGAAGCAUUUAGAGUUUGAUCAGACAUCAACGACUCCAAGAUAAUUCACCGUGUCUGCAGGCAUUGCAAGUCAUCUUGUCUUUUGCAACAUGAGCAAUAUGGAAAUCAGUUUUAGAUGACUGCACAUAUAUAAUCUAUCUCAGAAUGCUUACCAUCUCAAGGAGUCGGGUGAGAAAGUAGGAAUAGAGAGAAUUUGAAACUCCAAAUUAAAAAAAAAUGCUGGAUCACCAUAGCCAAGAUAGCAGACAGAAAUCAGGGAUUUACCUCAGGUUUCUCAAAUUCUCCUCAAUAUGACUUUAAUAUAAUGUCUCAAAACAUUCUGUAACAGAAGAACUCCAAAAAGGAUGAGGUUAAAGAAUUUUUCUGCCUAGAGACUUUAGAAGGUCAGCAGGAAAGGUCACUCCCACCAUGGUGAAAGUGGAGCAAAGUCUAGCACAGGCUAACAGAAUAAUAGCAAGGCCAUGCCUUACUCUGUUAGCAGCAAAGCCAUGUGCCCUGACCCAUCAGCAGCAGGCCCUUAAGGGAACUGAACUGGCAGCAACAACUUGUUGAGCUCUUAGUCCACAGACAGUAAGGGCAGGGGGCAGUCAGACAACUUAACAGAAGAUCAGAGGUCCUUUUUGUAGCAUUGUGUGCAGGAGUCUGUUUUGUAGCUCAUAUGUGGAUUCUAGUUUCAGGCCUGGUGGCAGUCCCAAUGUAAGAACCUCCAUUAGUGACAAGCUCUAGAAGUAGUAGAAUUUGCACCCAUGGGGGAUUUGGGAUGUUGAUCACAGUUCCAAAAUGUAAAAUAAAAGGCUGGUUAUUCACAGUCCAGAGUAUAGGGCAAGAGAGUAGUGAACAUAUUUCUUUGUAUAUCACAUCACCUUGGAAGAAGUGAAAAUGUAUAGAAACACUCCACCCCAUUCCAGCACCACCUCUGAAAGCACUUACAUUUAAAAACAAAACACCAAGCUUCAAACAAUGCCUCAUCUACCCCAGGAGCAGACUUAAAAUUUAGCAUAAAAGUCAAGAAAUAAGCUACAGAAAUGAGCAAACAACUUUGAAAAAGCACUUCACCAUAAAAAGUUACUGUGGUGACAAGAAGAUCAAAACAAACUGAAAAUGACAAAGUUUCAAUGCAAAAUGUGAAUUGAUUUGAGGAACAAAAAAAUCCUAGAAGAGCUCAAAAAAGUAUUUUAAAACUCAAAUAAGAGAAAUUAGAGGGAAAUUGAGAAAAUAAUUGAGUUGUAAAUAAAAUAAAUUUUUUAAAAUGGUCUGUAGUUUGGUAAAGUAGGCACUAAAGUACUGAAUAAAAAGAUGUUAAAAAACAAUAAACCAAGUGAUGAAAAGGGCACCAAAAUCCAUUGAAAAAAGGAACUUCUUUAAAAUCAAAAUUGGCCAAAUGAUAUAAUAUAUACAAAAAUAUAUUGAAGAGAACUUCUUAAAAAGUAGAACUAGCCAAAAUCAAAUCAAGAAAACAUCUAAUGCCCAGUGGACUUACGCGUCGGCUAUGGGGGGUGGUGGGGGGGGAGGAAAAGAAAAUGAUCUAUGUCUUUAACGAAUAAUGCUUGGAAAUGAUCAAAUAAAAUAUAUUUAAAAAAAAAAAAGUAGAACUAGCCAAAUGGAAGAGACUCUAAAUGAACACUGUAAUGAGAAUAUCAACAACAUAGAAAUGGGUUUGAAUCAAGGACACAUGUGAUCCCCAGUGGAAUCAUGCGUUGGCUGUGGGAGGAGGUGGGGAGGAAAAGAUGAUGAUAUUUGUUUCCAAGGAAUAAUGCUUGAAAAUGAACAAAUAAAAUAAUGUUUAAAAGUUAAAAAAAAAAAAGUAGAGCUAGUCAAAUGGAAAGUGGAGCUACAAAAGUUAAAUGAAGAAAAUAAAUCCUUAGAAAUUAGAAUUGGGCAAGUGGAAGCUAAUGCCUCCAUGAGAUGUUAAGGAAAAAAAAAUUUAAAUCAAAAGAAUAAAUAAAAAAAAAGUGAAAUAUCUCAUUGGAAAAAUAACUGACCUAGAAUCGAUGCAAGAGAGAUAAUUGAAUGACUGUACAAGCUAAAAGCUAAGAUUAAGAAAAAAAAACAAACUAAAUUCCAGGGCUCCCACAUUAAGCAGGAAAUACAGCAAACAAUCCCCUGAAUUGAAACAAAAUACAGAUAUUGUGUAGCCACAGUCAUUAUACCACAAGUUUUAGCAGCUUUGAUAUUAAAUGAUUGGUGAAUUUGGAAUAUGAUAUUCCAGAGUGUAAAAGAACUAGGAUUACAAGCAAGUAUCAUCCACCCAGUAAAACUGAGUACAAACAUUCAUGAGGAAAAAAAUGAAUGUUCAGUGACAUAGAGGUCUCCUCAAGCACUCUUUGUCAAAGGGACAGAGCUGAAAAGAAAAUCUGAUUUUCAAAUAUAAAUCUCAAGAGAUGCAUAAAGGAAAAGAAAUCGUAGAUCAAUCAGUAAAUUUAAGCUGCUUAUGUUCCUACAUGAAAAGAUGAUAUUUAUAAUUCCUAGGAACCUUAUCAUUAGAAGGGCAUGGAUAUGAAUUUAUGCAUUGGAAGGAGGAAGGGAGAAGUAGAAUGGGGUCCUUUAUCUCAAACAAAGUCAAAGAGCUUUUGAAGUGGAGGGUUAGAUGGAGUUGGGGAGAAGCACUUAAAUUUUAUUGAAAUUUGCUCAAAGGGCAAACAGUAUACACACAAUUGAGUAUAGAAAUACACUUUGCCUUCUAAGAGAAUAGAGAAGGGAUAAGAAAAGAGAAUUGGUUAAUUGGAAGAGGCAGUAGUCAGAAGCAAAACACUUGAGAAUGAAAGAAAAGCAAGUAAGAUAAACAGGGGAAAAUAGGAUGGAGGAAAAUACCCAGUUAAUCCUAAUGUCAAAAAAAUCACAGGGGGCAGCUGGGUAGUUCAGUGGAUUGAGAACUAGCCCUAGAGACGGUAGGUCCUUGUUUCAAAUGUGGCCUCAGACACUUCCCAGCUGUGUGACCCUGGGCAAGUCACUUGACCACCAUUGCCUAGCCCUUACCACUCUUCUGCCUUGGAGCCAAUACACAGUAUUGACUCCAAGAUGGAAGGUAAGGGUUUAAAAAAAAAUCACAGCAAGUUUCUCUAAAUAUGAAGAAUAUAUAUGUAUAUUUAAGGAAAUGAAAGUUAAAAUACCUCAGGUACUUCCGUUACACCUAUGUGAUUGGCUAAUAGAGAAAAGAAAAAUGACAAAUUGGGGAAAUGGGGGGAAAUUGAGAUGCUUAUGUAUUGUUGGUGGAAGUGAACUGAUUCAAACAUUCCGAAGAACAAUUUAGAAGCUUGCUCAAAAGGUUCUAAAACUGCAAUAUCAUGACCAGGUCUGUAUCCCAAAGAUAUCUUUUUUGGGGAAAAAAAGGUCUAUUUGUACAAAACUUUCUAGCAGUUCAUUUUGUGAUUGUAAAGAAUUGGAAAUUGAGGGGAUUCCCAUUAAUUGAGGAAUAAAUGAAGUUUUGGUAUAAUGAUUAUGACAAUACUAUUCUGCUAUAAGAAAUGAUGAGGAUAAUUUCAGAAAAAAAAAACCUGAAAAGCCUUUCAUUAUCUGAUUCAAAGUAAAGUGAGCAGAAUAUGGAGAACAUUGUACACAGUACUUGCAAUUUUAUUCAGUGAUCAAGUGUGGAUGAAUUAGCUAUUCUUAGUAAUACAAUGAUCCAAGACAAUUCUGAAGGACCCUGGAUAAAAAAUGCUACUUCCAAGGAAAACUGAUGGAGUCUGAAUGCAGAUCAAAGUCUUCCUUGAUUAGAUUUGCUUUUGUCGGGUCUUGGAAUGCAGGGGGGAAAAGAAUGGCUCAAAUUCUCUUGAACUGGAGACUCAAAUCAUGUUACUUCAAGAAGCAUUUCUCAAUCAGUUCUCAUUUAUAAAACACCUAAUAAGGGACAAUAGACUAAGUGCUAAGGAUUAAAAAAAAAACAGAUGAAAUGAUUAUUCCCUGGAGGAGCUUUCAUUCUAAUGGUUUAAGUCAACAAGCAUUUAUUAAACAUCUGGGACCCCAAGAAAUAGUAGUCUCUGGAGAUACCAGGCAUUGAUUAAAAACAAACACCGGAAACAACUUGCAAAUACUAAAUUCCCUCAAAUCCCAGCAUGCCCACAUGUGCAUUUCCAUUUCUACUAUUAAGGUCUUAGGUCUCAGAAUGGCUGAUUAAGUCCUGCAGCAGAAGUGAGAGCCAAAAUAGGCGACCUGUCGAGGAGCAGGUUGGGUUUUCCAUAUGAUAUCUCAGAAAUGAGGCAAGUCUAAGCAGGGGCUUUCUAAAGGUAUCAGAAACAGAUGCAAGCUUCAAUCUUCUGACAGUGAUAGCAUUUACAAGACUUUUCUCCAGCAAGACUUGUUUUCUGGUAAAAAGCAAGGGGAAUGUUGGCUCUACCGUUUCCCCAUCAAUUAUUGGGAAGACUACUACAAAUGAUCUCAUGUAACCUUGUGCUCUAGGCCUUUCCAUCUCCUUUCCCUUUGAGAUUUGAUUGAUUAAUUUUUUUUCUUUAUGCCAAAAGGAGAUAAACAACUUUCUCCUUCCAGACUGAAUCCUUUUGGUGACUGACAAACAAAGGAAACUAAAUCAGAGACAGUGAAUGCAAUCUCAUGGGCACAUCUGCCAGUGGAGGUAACCUACCCUGGGAGUCAAGUCUUCUGAUUCUCUGGGGAAGAGGGAGGCCUGAGACAACCACUGUUUGAUACAAUUGCUCAGAGAUCUACUUGUGUCAGUCUUCCUAUUGACACUACUGGAAUCACUGAGUAUGAAUAAUAUAGACUGUAUGUGGUUCUACUGGCUCCAUCGAUUUCUUGCUAGAUGGGUACAAUGAGCAAAAAUUGGACCUCCACCCUAUUUGAAUAGCCCUCUGCCCUUCCUAAAUCCAUGAUUUUACCCCUAGACAUUGCUAAUCAGUAUUAUCCUGUUUAAAGACAUUCCAUAAGGGGACUGAUUAUUUCUUGUGUAUUAAAAGACAUUAUUAUACAAUGAGUCAUUUAAGGAUAAUCAACUAAUCCCAAUAUGUAACAGAAUUAAGAAUAAUUAGAGUAGGUUAAAUAGAUCCUAUCUUAUAGUAGAUUUUCAACUUGUCAUUACCAUGUACUUCACUGAGCACAAGAGUGUCCUAACUAGAGGACCUCCAUCGAUGUGGCCUGAUGACUAAGUGGGCAAGGAAGACCCCCAGACCUCCAGCCUGGACGGUCUUAGUACUGUAGGAUAGAAAUGUUCUAAUGGGUUGGAAGGUCCCUGCAAAAUGUAAAAUGUCCCCUUGUUAGGGGUCUGUUGGCCAACAUUUGGGGAUUCUGUUUUCUCUGUACAUACAUUUGUAAGUCUAUUACUCAACAAUAGAUGUGGAGAUCUACUAGACCUUUCCUCUGUGAACCUCAAAGUGACAGUGGGACCCCCAGGGAGAUUCUGUACUUAGUACUGUCCCUUCUGAACUCUCUGGGAUUUAAAGAUUAUAAACCUUGACUCUGAACAUGGAGUGAUCUCAGAUAGUGGCCAGGUCCAUUUAAUAAAUAGUAAUUGACUCAGAGCUCUGCCUCAGUGACUUUAUAGGUUAGAUCAUUUCUGGUAUUAUAUUAUGGUUACCCCAGAUAGGAUGAUGAGUUGUGGACCUUCUCUAAAUGCUCCCAAUUCCCCAAUUGAAGAACAUCCCCUGAUUUUCCAGUUUUUUGCCACCACAAUGAGCACAGCUAUGAAUAUUUUUGUACAUGUCUUUUUUUCUUAUUAUCUCUUUAGGGUACAAACCCAGCAAUGCUAUGACUGGAUCAAAGGGCAAACAGUCUUUUAUUGCCCUUUGAGCAUAUUUCCAAAUUGCCUCCCAGAAUGGUUGGAUCCAUCCACAACUCCACCAGCAGUGCAUUAAUGGUCCCUCCAGCAUUCAUUACUUUCAUUUGCUGUCAUGUUAGCCAACCUGCUAGGUGUGAGGUGAUACCUCAGAGUUGUUUUGAUUUGUAUCUCUCUGAUUAUCAGAGAUUUGGAACACUUUUUCAUGUACUUAUUAAUGGUUUGAUUUCUUUCACUGAAAAUUGCCUGUUCAUGGCCCAUGAAUCAAUUGGAGAAUGGCUUGAUUUUUUGUACAAUUGAUUUAAUUCUUUGUAAAUUUGGGUAAUUAAACAUUUGUCAGAGGGUUUUUUUUUUAAACAUUAUUUUAUUUCGUCAUUUCCAAACAUUAUUUAUUGGAAACAAAGAUGAUUUUCUUUUCUUCUCCCCCAACCCCUCCCACCUCUCCCACAGCCGAUGCGCGAUUCCACUGGGUAUCAGAUGUGUCCUUGAUUCGAACUCAUUUCCAUGUUGUUGGUAUUUGCAUUAGAGUGUUCACUGAGAGUCUCUCCUCAGUCAUAUGCCCUCAACCCCUAUAGUCAAGCAGUUGCUUUUCAUUUGUGUUUUUACUCCCACAGUUUAUCCUCUGCUUGUGGAUAGUGUUUUUUAGAUCCCUGCAGAUUGUUCAGGGAUAUUGCAUUGACACUAAUGGAGAAGUCCAUUACAUUUGAUUGUACCACAGUGUAUCCGUCUCUGUGUACAAUGUUUUCCUGGUUCUGCUCCUUUCGCUCUGCAUCACUUCCUGGAGGUUGUUCCAGUCUCCAUGGAAUUCCUCCACUUUAUUAUUCCUUUUAGCACAAUAGUAUUCCAUCACCAACAUAUACCACAAUUUGUUCAGCCAUUUCCCAAUUGAAGGGCAUCCCCUCAUUUUCCAAUUUUUGGCCACCACAAAGAGCGCAGCUAUGAAGAUUCUUGUACAAGUCUUUUUCCUUAUUAUGUCUUUGGGGUACAAACCCAGGAGUGCUAUGGCUGGAUUAAAGGGCAGAGAGUCUUUUAGCACCCUUUUAGAAUGGUUGAAUCAAUUCACAACUCCACCAGCAAUGAAUUAGUGUCCCUAAUUUACCACAUCCCCUCCAGCAUGCAUUACUUUCCUACAUUGUCAUGUUAGCCAAUCUGCUAGGUGUGAGGUGAUACCUCAGAGUUACUUUGAUUUGCAUCUCUCUGAUUAUAAGAGAUGUAGAGCACUUUUUCAUGUGCUUAUUAAUAGUUUUGAUUUCUUUGGCUGAGAACUGCCUGUUCAUGUCCCUUGCCCAUUUAUCAAUUGGAGAAUGGCUUGAUUUUUUGUACAAUUGAUUUAGCUCUUUGUAAAUUUGAGUAAUUAAACCUUUGUCAGAGGUUUUUUUAUGAAGAUUGUUUCCCAAUUUGUUGCCUUCCUUCUGGUUUUAGUUACAUUGGUUUUGUUUUUAGAAAAACUUUUUAAUUUGAUGUAUUCCAAAUUAUUUAUUUUGCAUUUUGUGACUCUUUCCUUUCUUGCUUGGUUUUAAAGUCUUUCCCUUCCCAAAGGUCUGACAUGUAUACUAUUCUGUGUUUACCUAAUUUUCUUAUAGUUUCCUUCUUUAAGUUCAAGUCAUUCACGCAUUCUGAAUUUAACUUGGUGUAGGGUGUGAGGUGUUGAUCCAAACCUAAUCUCUCCCACACUAUCUCCUAAUGUUCCCAGCAGUUUUUGUCAAAUAAUGGAUUUUUGUCCCAAAAGCUGGGGUCUUUGGUUUUGUCAUAAACUGACUUGCUGAGAUCAUUUACGCCAAGUCUAUUCAACUGAUCCUCCUUUCUGUCUCUUAGCCAGUACCAAAUUGUUUUGAUAACCACUGUUUUAUAGUAUAGUUUGAGAUCUGUGACUACAAAUCCUCCUUCCUUUGCAUUUUUUUUCAUGAUUUCCCUGGAUAUCCUUGAUCUUUUGUUCUUCCAAAUGAACUUAGUUAUGAUUUUUUCUAAUUCAGUAAAGAAGUUUUUUGGUAGUUCAAUGGAUAUGGCACUAAAUAAGUAAAUUAAUUUGGGCAGGAUUGUCAUUUGUAUUAUGUUAGCUCAUCCUACCCAUGAGCAAUCAAUGUUUUUCCAAUUGUUUAGAUCUAGUUUUAACUGUCUGGAAAGUGUUUUAUAGUUGUGUUCAUAUAGUUCCUGUGUUUGUCUCGGCAGAUAGAUUCCUAAGUAUUUUACUUUGUCUUAAGUGAUUUUGAAUGGGAUUUCUCUUUCUAAUUCUUGCUGCUGAGAUGUCAGAGGUUUUUGUAAUGAAGAUUGUUUCCCAAUUUGUUGCUUCCCUUCUGAUUCUAGUUACAUUGGUUUUGUUUGUACAAAGACUUUUUAAUUUGAUGUAGUCACAAUUAUUUAUGUUACAUUUUGUGACUCUUUGUAAGUCUUGCUUGGUUUUAAAAUCUUUCCCAUCCCAAAGGUCUGACAUGUAUAGUGUUCUGUGUUCACCUAAUUUACUUAUAGUUUCCUUCUUCAAGAGAAACAGGAAAAGGUAAAUAUGAAAGAGAGGGAAAAGGAGAAAAAUGGUUUUUUUAUUCAAAAUCUCUCCUUGAAGGGCUACAAUUAGAUCAAAUUAUAUAUUAAUAUAUGGGGGAAAUGAUAUUUGUAACUAAAAUCGGUUUCAUUAUUAUAGUAAAUAAAAGAAUCAUAAAAAAGAUUUGGGAAUUAAAGGCUAUAAAAUGAUAUGCAAAAAAGAAGGUGGGAGGGGGAAUCAACUGCCCCUUUCAUGAAGUAUUUUUGAUGAGUGUCGACAGAACCCUGUAAACUUUGGGACGUUUCAACCAAAACUGAUAGCUUGAGAUUGCUUUUGAGUGUGCAAGUUCAAUUUUUAAAUCUGAUUUAAUGUAGGUUUCACAGAAAUGUUAAAAUAAAGGUCUUGGGGAGAUAGGAAAAUAAAAAUUGGAGGAAAAAUUUGUGAGCCUGAAAAAUUCCACCAUUUGGUACUGUUUGAUAUUUGGCAUUCAGGGAGUAGUUCAGGGAGUCAGAGGUCUAAUAAUGUGUUUCUGUUGAAGUGCUUGAUUAUUGAUUCCAAAGAUGAAAUCAGACCAACCAUGUAACACACAGAAGGGUGGUUUAUUAUCAAACUGCACUGUGGAUCCCAGCACUAAAAAUGGCUGGCCUCCAGUCUGGGGCUAACAGGCUUUUUAUACAUUUUUGUGGUAGGGGAAUGCAAAGGAAUUCCUGGGGUGGGGGGAGUGAACAGGAACUCCUGGGGCUGAGGUGUUAUUAGUUCUUGGCAUAUGUCAGGAGUGGAAGAGACAAGAACUGCUGGGGUUAGGGGUCAGGGAGGGAAAGAAGGGAUUUGGGAGCUGGCUCUUCAUUUCCCCACUUCUACUACUGUACAUGAAUGAAUCUUCCUCAUUCUACCAUAUUGUCAUAAGGGGAUUAAGUAGGAGUCAGGGUUUGAUAAUGCUGGUGAAGGACCAUAGCAGGAUGGUAUUAAUGUGAUCCUUGAUGAGGGCUAUUAGGUGAUGAAGAACAUAGAUUCCUUAACUAGCCCCAUUUGGUCAGCAUAAAAGCAAAGAACAAUAUAGGGUCCUUUCCAGCGAGGCUGGAGGUUCCCCUUCCUAUACCUAGAGUAGUAAACCCUCAAGGAUUUCAUAGGGUAUUGGUCAUCUGACUGGGGUCUGCCUGGAGACAUAGGGAAUGACCCUCAUAAAGGAUUCUGUGGUUUUAGGGAACAGACAGGAGUCUGAGAUAUAGCCUGAUAGAAUCUAGGUGUAGCCUGGAGGUGCAUCUCUCUUGUCCACCUUAAAUCUAAAGGAGGAUCAAAGGAGGACAAUCAUCUCAGGGUCCUAUAGGGGUCAUUAGAUGUUUUUAGGUUAGGAGUCAUGAGGAUGUAAGUGAGCAAAGGAACUUCCCUGACAAAAGUUUGCCCAAGAUUCCUGGGUUACAACGCCCAUGUAAUCUCCCCCCUCUCCAGAUAUCUAAGGGAUAAAGGGUGAUGGUCUCAGUAUUCUGUAGCUUCUUCAGAGCUAACAAUGGUUGUAGAAAUGUCCCUGCCUAUUGUCAGGAGAGAGGUAUUGGCUGUAGGCAAUGUCCAGGGCUUCGGGUUGGAAUUAUUGCCGAGGCUACAGUGGCAUCUGGGUGACUCCCAUGAGUGCUUCUACCCUAGAAGCAACUAGAGAAGUGACAAGAUUAUAAAGGGAGUAGCCAAAACAUGAACAGGGAGGGAAAGAAGGUGGACACAGGGUCUUUAGGGGCAUGUCCUCAGUGAAUGCUUGGUCCUAGGUAGGUGGGGACCUGCUUGGAGAUCUGAAGGAUGUCCAGUGACUGCUUCCCCAAUUGGCAGACAGGUCACAAGAGGGAGAGUUAUCCCCUAACAUAGAAGUGUAGAAACCAGGACUGGGGCAAAAACUAGAACACCAGGUAGAAACAGAGAAAAUUAAUACAAUAGCAAUUGGCAUUAAACAUUUGCAUUUGCAUAUCUUAGGCACCAGACUUCUUCAGAAAUCAUCUUCUGACAGGCAUAGAUCCCUUUAGGAAAUCUGAUUCCUGAGUUGUUUGCAGAGUUGGUAUGUGAUGUUUCUGUUAAAGAAUAUCCUUUAGUAAAGUACACAUUAACUAUAAACAUCUAUAAUUACUUGAGUAACAAUAUGUUAGAGAUGAAUUUCUUCACCCCAGAUUCUGGGGGAAAUUCAAGAAAGCUUUGAGCUGUAUUUCCAAGCUCAAGAUCCAAACUUCAACUGUGGUAAAUUAAGGCUACAAAUACAAGCCAUCUAUGAAUAAACUUCACCUACUUUUCAAAGUAUGUUCUCUAAAAAUUUAACAAUUUUCAACUAUUAACCUAAUAGGUUGUUUGGGAAAAAUGGAAACUUCAAUUUUACAAUUUGCAUUAUGUGCUGAUUAUGGGAAUUUGUCACAAAGGAAAAGGCCGAGAGGGAAAAUAUUUCCUCAUGUUCCAAAGGACACAGUGAGUGGUUUCAUGUACAAGCCAGGGCUGCACUUGCUAAUUCCAUCAUUGAUUCACUAAAGGAUUAUCAUCCUGGAUUGUCAGAAAAGGUCCAUUCCCAGGUGAGCCCAGGAUAUGCCUCUGUAACCAUCCUAGGACAUUCUCUGUUUUUGGUGUACGUUGUAUAAAUUUCAUUUAAUAUUGACUGAGUAAAGUGACUUCCACAGUCUGAGUCCAAUUUUGAGGGAAUCCCAAAUCUAGGUAUGAUUUCUUUUAAUAGGAUUUUGACCACAAAUGCUGUGUUGUUCUUUUUGGAAGGAAAAACUUCUGGCCAUCUAGUUAGUUGUCUAUGAUGACAAGGCAAUACUUAAUGGUCAUUUUGGCACCCAGGGCAUCGUGGACUCUGUCAAGAGAGUAUGGAUAUCCCCUGGUAUAACUACUAUAGCCUCUAAAGUAUGUUCAGCCUGCUCUAUUUGCCAGGCAUAUAACCAACAUGCAUAUCGUGGAAAAGCCUUUGGGGGAUGUCCCCUGGAUUACACACCUUUUGAACAUCUACUGACAGAUUUCAUAACAAUGCCAAAGGCCGGACAUUAUAAAUUUUGUCUACUCAUAGUAGAAAAACUGACCAGAUGGCCAGAAGUAUUUCCUGUGACCCGAGCCAUGACAGAUUUUGUUGCUAAGGUGCUUUUAAAAGAAAUUAUUCCUCGUUUUGGCCUGCCAGCAUGUAUUGAUUCAGAUAGAGGAAGUCAUUUUAUUGAUUCUGUGUUAGAUCAAAUAUAUUCUUGCUUGGGGAUAACUCCCAAAUUUCAUGUUCCAUAUCACCCCCAGAGCUCAGGCCAAGUGGAGAGGAUGAAUAAAGAAUUUAAGACUAUGAUUGGCAAAUUAUGCACUGAGACCCAUUCAAAAUGGCCUGAAAUUCUCCCUCUGGCCCUAUUUUAUCUUAGAAGCAGGCUUAGAGGAGACUUACAUAUUUCACCAUUUGAGAUGCUUUUUUGACAUCCUCCUAUACAGGCUAAGCCUUUCUCCCCGGCUUAUACAUCAAUAUUAGGGGGAGAUAUUACGAUUUCUUCCUAUAUACAGGAGUUAAAGCACAAACUACAUGAACUUCAUGAAUCCGGAGCUGCAGUACAAGCUGGACCAUUAGACUUUUCUCUGCAUGACCUGAACCCAGGAGAUAAAGUUUAUAUCAAGAAUCUCAAGUGAACUGGAGCAACUCAACCUUCAUGGGAAGGACCAUUCCAAAUAUUAUUAACUACUCCAACAUCUAUAAAGAUUGGAGAAAGAGACUCUUGGAUUCACUGCUCACAUGUUAAGAAAGCAUCUUCUGCUGAGACUGAUUACUCUAUCCUAUCAUAUGAAUUGUGACUCUAUCUUAUCAUAUGAAUUGGAGAUAAUAAUCCAUAGACAAAUGGAUGCUGUUUUUUCAAGAGCACAUUGAAUUACUGAUUUUGUUCUUAUUUUUCUUAUUUCUUUUCUUUUAUUUUUCGAUCAGAAUAUUUGAUUUUUUCUCAUUUUUGUACUGAAGGUACACAUAAUUAAUAUUAAUAUUUUUUUCCUGCAGUAAUACAAGUUAAUAUAUAUACUCUUGCUAUAAUAUCAAUAUAUGCCUAAAAGCUUUAAACUAUGGGAACCUGCCAUUUAUUGAUAAAAUAUUAUAGGACUGUGAUUAAUGUUUGUGUCUGAUUCCAGGAAAAGGGAUAAAAACAAGGAGCACAGACUAAACCUAAAUAGUUCCAAUAAAGCACACAAGAGAUAUUAAAGUGAGACUUGAGGUUGCGAAGCUUAACUUAUGUUUAAGUAGUAGGAUUUCCUCGUAUCUACACUCUUUACGAAGUACUCAAACAAGUACAAAGCUUGACUAUCAUGCUGGCUCCCUAUAUCCCUGAAUGAAAAAAAAAAUCAGACGAGUGAAUGACAUUUCCCCAUCAAAAUAGAAUUUUAAUUCUUCUUAUAUUAUGGCAACUUCCUGUAGUCUUGGCUACAAAUGGCUAAGUGAAAUAUUACUGCAUUCUGUCCUACAUACUUGUGGGAUAGAAAUUACUUUAAACUUGACCUAUACAAGACCUAUUUUGAAUUUUUCUUAUGUUUUUUAUUAUUUUUCUAUUCUUUUGAUAAUUGACACAUACACCCCCAUAACUGAACAUUGCAUUCUGAGCUAAACUUGAUAUUUUUUAAUACUUACUUCAGGGGGAUUGUAUUUUAAUUUAAAUUCUAAGAAGUUUUGAAUUUUUUUUGUUUAAGAUUGUAUUUUUAUAAAAAUCCAAGAAUUUUGAAUUUUAAGAUUGUACUUUUGUAAAGAUUCAAGAUUUGAUUUUGUUCUAGAAAAGAUCUUCAAGAAAUAAGCUUGAAAGUUUUAUAUCCAGAGAAUGAACUGUUGCAAGAAGAUGCCGAAAACCUACACUUCAUCAAGAAGAUCAAGAAUGAACUUUGGAUAUGAUUGAUUGGACUGAACUUUUGAUUGAACAUUUAUUGUAAUUGUACACAUUUAUGCCAAAAGGGACUGCCCCUAAUUUGGCUUUCUGUCAAUGAGACUAGCAAAAUAUUGGUUUUGCUUUCUUUCCUUUUCUAUUUUCUCUCUUACUAUUCUAAUUCUCUUUUAAAAAAAAAUGAAUAUUGUGCAUAUCUAUAGUUAGAAUUGAAUUCAGAGUUACAAAAUUGAUUAUGUUGUUUGAUCAAUGGGGAGACUGGUCUCCCAUGAUCAUCAAGGGGGAUUGUAAACCUUAAAAUUUCUUAGACUUAUGAAUGUUGGAAAUUUCCCCAUUGGGAAAUUUCAUACUUGAAAUUAUUUCCUACUGAUAGUAAGAAUUCUAUUGGAAUAUGAAACUCCUUGGCAUGGGAGGAUCCUUCUCCCCCCUACUUAAGACUACUUUAGGACAGAAACCUUUUGCUAAACAAUGGAAUGGGCUUUGACCUAUGCUUAAGCAUAGAACAGGAAGUUCUUUGAGUCAUGAUUGAUUUUAGAAUUGAUACAAUAGAGAUACUUGGAAUGACAGAACCAGGUCUUGGAAACUGCAGCAAAGAUCAAGAUUUAAUUAUUUGAGAAUAUGACCUUCAACAGACAUGUGCAAAGGGGACAAACCUCUGGGUUGUCCUGGGUUAAACUAGAGGCACCAUUGGCACAGGGGAGACAUGGACAGUGAUUGGUAGAUGUGAGAACUGAGGGGAGGGAACUUAGAUUGUUGGCUUAAAGAUAGUGGGGUCUGAGGACUGAAGGGGAAGUUUUUUUUGCUCUGGAGAAGGUCUGAGAGGAGAGAAGUCCUGGAGGGAGAGUUCCUGGAGAGGUUUUGAAGGAGGCUGUGGAAGGUGAACUCAGGAGGAGUCAGGAGGAGAAUUCUCUGGAAACGUAUCUCGAAAAGAGGCUCUCUUGAAGGUGGAGGAUGAGGUUGGCUUGAGAAGCCUUACCUAGAGAGAUCUUGGGUGAGUGAUAAAACCAACUGACUGAUUUAUUCAUUCUUAUUCCUUUCUUACUUUCUCUCUUUUUCUAUUGAUUAAUCAGUGUAUUAUAAAUUAAAUUUCUCUAUAAAACUAAGUUGGCUUGGGCAUAUUCAUAAAUUGGGAAUAUAUUCCCUGGUGACCAUCUUAUAUUUAUAUAAAACCAAGACACAGUAGAAAACAUAUUUCAGCGGUCAUAAUUGAUAUAUAUUUCCCUUGCUCCCAAACAUUUUAAUUAUCACAGUUUAUGGCUCCCACUCUCUUAUCUACAACUAUUUUUUUUUUGCAGAUGAAAACAUACCACUCUUCACUUUAUUUUCUCCAUUAAUUUUUAUCUCUAGUGUAAAUAAUAUGUCUUUAUUCAUAACAUGUUGGACAGGGAAAUAUAUGUUAUAUGAUAAUUUAUGUACUACCUCUAUCAUAUUGCCUGCCAUCUUGGGGACGAGGGAGGAGUGGAAGGGAAGGGAAAAAAGAAUGAAACAGAUUUUAUGGACUAAUGUGAAAACUUUUCUCUUGGGUAAGCAUAUUUAUUACAUACUUAAAACAAAUCAUAUGUCUUUUAUAUUCUUUUAUAUAUUAUAUAUUAUAUAACAUAUGUUAACACAUGCAUGUUAUAUGUGUUGUAUGUUAUAUGUUAUAUUUUUAAAUUUAAAUUUCAUAUUUUUAUUUUUUAAAAUUUAAAUAAAGAGAAUCUCCUUAAUUAAAAAAAAAAAAAA